ACUCCUCCCCAACCCAAUUAAAGCCUUUAAUACGGGCGUAGCUCACAAACCAAGCCUGCAGCAAAACAGCCCCUGUCUUGAGCGUCAUCUGCAAGCAGCAUGAGGACUCUCCAGGAAAAAAUUAUCAUCCUUUCUGUUUUUCUGUCUUUGUUAUGUGUCGUUCAGGUUCAUUCAUUGCCUGUACCUGACGACUGGCAUGGCUUAAUUCAGCGGACCAAACGUUCGCUGUUGUGGCGCUGGAACAGUCUGAAGCCUGUCGGUGCCAGCUGCAGGGAUCACCUAGAGUGUGGCACAAAAUACUGCAGGAAAAAUAUCUGUUCUUUCUGGAUCACCACCUGAAGAAGAGAUGCACAAACACCACCAGAAUCUACAAAACAGACAUCUGCUUUAUGGACCACAACUGCCUGUUUUUUUGUUUGUUUGUUUUUUAAAAACUGCCCGCUCCUUUAUUCUGGCUCCAACACUCAUUCUGAGUAAUCAGAUCUUCAUUCACCGCGCUGUGCCAAAAACAAAGCUGUAAAAUCCGGGCAUGCAUAACCAAUCAAAUGGCGCCACCUUAAGUGAUUUGUCUAAAACACUGCUACAACAUCACACAAGCUGUGUAAUCUGAAUGUGUUUUAUAAGAAAAUAUAAAUAUCCAUGCAAAGUUUGA
Oreochromis aureus is the source of this 652-nucleotide messenger RNA. Its product is annotated as liver-expressed antimicrobial peptide 2. The transcript has 3 exons. The record is from RefSeq and is a predicted model, not a curated record. Lineage: Eukaryota; Metazoa; Chordata; Actinopteri; Cichliformes; Cichlidae. Bases 100 to 339 code for a protein of 79 amino acids. Gene Ontology annotation, biological process: antimicrobial humoral immune response mediated by antimicrobial peptide; defense response to bacterium.